CCGGUCUACGUAUUUGUGGUUGAUACAAAUGAGACGGAACAUUUUUGUGGCAAAAUUGAUACCGUUCAAGUGGUACAGAUGAGCAAAGCAAUUUUAUUCUGCAACAUCACCGAGCCAAUUCUCGAACCGAAUUCGGUCCGAUUCCGUUGGUAUGGAUUGAAUCGACGGGAUUCGAGUUCGACCGGUCCCCAACUGCAUGUUCGCAUUCAACGUGGAAAUAUUCGGACUUCAGUGAGUAAACCGCUACCCAAGGCCACAACAAGAACAACGAGGACAACAACCGUGACCACGACAACCACAACAACAACCACUACCACCACAGCUACAACAACAACACCCAUAAGUUCCUAUGAUGAACUUGACUAUACUACACAAGCGGUAGAUUGGGACCAGGGACUGGACAAUGUGGAAAUGGAAAGAGAUGACUUCGGUCAGAUUGUUCCAAGCGGUCCAGCAUCAACUGAUCCAGACAAUCAACAGUUUUGGAUUGAGCCGAAUCCGGAUGACCUGGAAAAUUGGCCAGUUACCGAAGAGAAUCAGAGCUUUGAAUUCAACUAUCCCCUGAAUGAUCAACAAUCACAACUAGAGGAACAACAGCAGCAACAGCAACAGCAGCAGCAACAACAACAACAAAACUCUGUCCGUUCCGGAAGCACAAUCACUGGCACUCCGCCGAACGAGGCGUCCGUCUUUCCCGAUGACCGGGUGCAUGGAAAGCGAAACACGUUACGUCAAGCAAACUCUCCCAAACUGAUGCCCAAUUCGCAAGCCGAUCAUGCGAUCUCUGUCGAAACACGCGUAUGCGUGAUCAUUGGUCUUCUGUUUUUUCUGCAUGCUAUUUGGUGA
Messenger RNA from Echinostoma caproni, 846 nucleotides. NCBI's taxonomy places the organism in Eukaryota, Metazoa, Platyhelminthes, Trematoda, Plagiorchiida, Echinostomatidae. The record is from the annotation of a GenBank genome assembly.